Molecule: messenger RNA, 2686 nt
Organism: Arachis ipaensis
Lineage: Eukaryota; Viridiplantae; Streptophyta; Magnoliopsida; Fabales; Fabaceae
Source: RefSeq, a predicted model, not a curated record
ACAAAAUCAUAGUAAAGUCUAGAAGAGUGAUCUAUUAAUAUAUAAUAAGAAUGUAGUAAGUAGUUCAUUGCUUGACAAGUGGUGAUAUAUAUGCUCGACAAGUGGAUGUUCCUAUUGAUUGACAUGUGGCUUUAAUUUCACAAUGCAGACAUCCAUUAAUAAAGGGAUUAUCAUGGUCAAGCGCGGCAAAAUCUUUUACCGAGUUUCAAAAUUUACGGAGCCCUAUAUAAGGUUGCCACAAUCAGUUUAUAAACUAUUUCUUUCAAACACACAUUUUAAAAGCUUAUACAUAACCUCAUAUGAGUUAGUUGUGUUAGAACAUUUGGUUAAUCCAAAGAUGACAGAGGUGUUUGACAAGUUGAUGGAUGUCAAUGCACGAAAACUUGAUUGGAACUUUCAAGUUUAUGCUUUCCACCUCUGGGAAGUUCCUAAUAGAUUUAAUAUAAAUGAUAUCAAUGGAAUAGAGAUGGUUCUCCAAGACAUUCAGGUAAGUUUGUUGAACUUUAUUUUUUAUUUUAAAAGUUAUUGGUUUUUUAGAAAUUAAAGAUUGAUAAUAUGGUUGAAUGAUUUAUAGGGUGGAAGGAUCUAAGCCUCAAUACCUAAAUCUUUGGUCAAGAAAUGGAGAGGCAAAAUUCUGGAGUUUAAGAUGUAUAUCAUGACCCAUUUUAUUGUGGUAGACAAAAAGGAGAAAACCAAGACAACCAACAAUAAAUGAUCCAUAAAUUUCUCACAUAGGACAACGGUUCAGCCUGUUGCUAAACCAAGUUAUCCUCUGAAAGCAUUUUGCUUUAAACCCAUUCCGGAGUUGCUGGCUGCCGAAAAGCUGGAAGAUUCAGUGCUUAUAGGUAAGACUAUAACUUAUGAGUUCUUUUCAGAUAAGAUGUGAAAUGCCACCGAGUUUUUUUCAUUUUGUUAGUUUUCAUAUUAACUUCAAAUGCCGUGUAGAUGUUAUAGGGGAAGUGGUUGGUAAAGAGGAUCCAAGACAACUGAUAACUAGCAAAGGAAGAGAAACAAAAAGAUUGGCUGUGAUACUUGAGUAAGAUAAUAAAUGACCAGUUUUGCUUUUAUUGAAUAUUUAUUUUUACACUACUAACGACCAUUUGUCUAUCUGAAUGUUGUGCAGAAACAAUAGUAUUAGCUGUGUGUUGUUUGGACAUAUGGUCGACCAAAUACUCCCAUAUCUAGAAGAAGGAAGGGUGGAGCCACUAAUAGUUAUAGCACAGUUUUUUAAACCCAGCAGGUGGAAUGGUAUGAUUUAAAUCCAUUAGAUGAUUUAUAUAGGGUGGCUAUUAGUUGCAUAAACAUAAUGGUUUUUGAUGACUCGCGACAAACUUUAAUUUGUUUCAGAAAAAAUAUCAGUGCAAAGUCAUUUUGAUAUAUCCAAGUUACGUAUUAACCCUGAACUUGAUGAGGUCAAAGAGUUUCGUAACAGGUUAGUGUGACAUGUAAUUAGGUCGGCUAUGCAAUAAAGUGAUUUCUAAUCAGAUUUAUGCAAUCAAACUUAUAACUUUGUAGGAGGCUUUCUAGCAAACCAUCUAAUUCGGCAAGGAUUAGUCAAGUUUCAUCCCAUGGUCCACGUUCCGGUGCAGACGAAAUAAGAAAUGGGGAUGCCGUAGUCAAAACAAUUGAAGAAGUUUUAAGCUCUACACAGGUAAUGAAUAUAAUAUAUACUAGAACCCUGGAUGUAUAAAAUCAGCACUGAAUAUGAAUUUUGUAUUUCGUUUAAUUUGUUUUCAGGAAGGACUUACAUGGAUUGCCGGUACUAUUGUUUUGAUCAAUGCUGGAAAGGAUGAUUGGUUUUAUAAAUCCUGCCGAAAGUGUCCAAAGAAGGUAGACACCCCAAUCGGCAACAGAUAUGAGUGUGAAAAAUGUGGCCACACUCAUGGUAGCGCAUCACUUAGGUUCAAGCUCGAGGUAAUGGUAUAUGAUGGAACAGGAAGCUUGAUGUUGCUGAUGUGGGACAGGAAAACGGUACAGCUUUGUGGGAGGCAAGCUGAGCAAAUCAAGAAUGAAGAAGCCGUUGAUGGAGAAGGUUAUCCUCCAGCAUUGGAUAGCAUGAUGGAUAGGAGGUUACUCUUCAAAUUAAAUGUCAAAGUGUCGAACAUUAAGCAGUAUGACCAUGUUUAUACAGUCAUGAAAAUAUGUGAUGAUGAGGAAAUUGUGGAGAUUAACCACCCUAAAGCAGUUCCAAACAUUGCUGCUGCUACUCUCACUGUAUGAUCUUUUAUCUAAUAUUACUCCAGUGAAUUAUUUAGUAUUCAGUUAGAAGCAUGUCUUAUAAUUUAUAAGUAGUCUUCCCGUGGUUCUCUUUGUAGGAUACUGGAUGCAGUGACUCACUUGAUAUAUCGGCAGCGGUGGUUAAUCUGCAUAAUGAUACUGAUUCUACACUUUCUGUGGUGACUAGUUAUACUAACUUUUAAUGAAGUUGGUUCCAUUAUUUUUAAAAAUUUAACUAUGUAUGAACACUAUGAGAGUUUUUGUCAACAGGAUGGCUUAGAAGAUAGUGUCACAAGCCUCAAGUCCAAAACCCCUGCUAAAAGAGCUUCCGUGGGGCUAAAGCAAUCCGUGCAUAUCAAUAUUGACAAUGAAGAUGAGUUGGGGUUCUCUACCAACAAGUUUAGCCGAAAGGGUGGAAAGAGGCAGAAGAUGCAAAUUAAUGACAGUGACAACUGAAUAUAUCUAUUUC